ACAACAGCACCACACACCCGGCCGGAUAGUGAGGAAACUCCCCAGCGGAGUAUUUAACUACAGAGGUUUCCUUCAGACCGGUAUUUGGUCAAAUAGCGUAUGUUUGUUCGCUAAAUGAAGACUGAGACAAAAGCCCGAAGACCCACACAGGUUGCCCGCAUCCCCCCAGACUCCUGCGUGGCCCUCCAGACGAGCGCAGCUUGCCACAAAGCGGCGGUACCUCCGGUUUAGUGAACAUAAUCCUGUUGCUGAUAUUGUGGGUUCAACAUUUGUUGGUUUAAACGCUUCAUAUGACUUCUGGUUAUUAUUUUCAGUGCAAAUAGUUAUUGAAUGACUGCCAAUUGUCGGUUUUGAAUUCCUAAGGUCGUUAUAUUGCAGUUUGUUUCCGUAGCCUAAAGAGGCACGAGAGAUCACAAAGGUGGCUAAUGUUAGCGACUAGCUCGCGACACAAACGAGUUCCAUCUCCAUACGUAACUUCGAAAGGUCGUUCGGUGUGCUUACACGGGACUAUUCGCAUUAAGCAGCAGGACACACAUUUGUAACGGGGAGCCAAAUACUAUUUGCCUAGUUAGUUGGCUAUCUUGCUGGACAGGCCAGCUUCCUUGUAUCAAAUAACAAAUGGGCUAGUGUUAGCUAACGCUGACUGAGCUGCAUUUAAUAUUGUCGCACAAGUAAGGAAAUGAAGACGUUCAUUUAAUUUAGUAGUAUUUUUAUAUUAUCAGUAUGAUGGCAUUUUAAUGAGAAUUGACUUUAAGCUAACAAUCAAGUUAGAUAACUUUAGUUAUUAUAUUUGUAUGUAUCAAUCACAUUUUAGUUUGAUUUGAGUCGCUGAGAGCCAACGAAAAGGACUGGAGUUGGGAUGUCAAUUGACGAUCGGAAUUAAUUCUGUCCCUGGUUUUAACCGGAUUUUUGGCCUCUUUGGAUCGACGUGGGAGCAGCGGGAUUUCGACGUCCACUCUUAUCUGUCACUGUCGAUAUUUUUUCCUCUCCCUCCUCCCCCACAACCGUUCCCCGUUUCUUUCUCCGAUGCGGAUUGUUGAGUAGCACCGGCAAUCAAAUCAAUACGGCAGCCGGACAUGCUGAAGUGUAUCCCUUUGUGGCGCUGUAACCGCCACGUCGAGUCGGUGGACAAGCGACAUUGCAAUUUGCAAAAUGUCCCCGACGAGAUAUUCCGCUACAGCCGCAGUCUGGAAGAGCUUCUCCUCGACGCCAACCAACUCAGAGAUUUACCCAAGCCUUUCUUUAGACUUCUGAACCUGCGGAAGCUGGGCCUGAGUGACAAUGAGAUCCAGAGGCUCCCUCCUGAGGUGGCCAACUUCAUGCAGCUGGUGGAGCUCGACAUCUCCAGAAACGACAUUCCUGAGAUCCCCGAGAGCAUUAAGUUCUGCAAGGCGUUGGAGAUUGCAGACUUCAGUGGAAACCCCCUCUCCAGGUUGCCUGAUGGUUUCACUCAGCUGCGAGGGCUCGCCCACCUGGCCCUCAACGACGUGUCACUGCAGACACUGCCCAACGACAUAGGAAACCUGGCCAACCUGGUGACGCUGGAGCUCAGGGAGAACCUGCUCAAGUCCCUGCCCACGUCGCUCUCUUUCCUGGUGAAACUGGAACAGCUGGACCUGGGCAGCAAUGAACUGGAAGUAUUGCCAGACACACUUGGUGCUCUCCCUAAGCUACGGGAGCUGUGGUUGGACCGUAACCAGCUCUCCUCAUUGCCACCAGAGCUGGGGAACCUGCGGAGGCUGGUGUGUCUGGACAUGUCAGAGAACCGCCUGGAGGAGUUGCCCUCGGAGCUGAGCGGCCUGCUGGCCCUCACUGACCUGCUGCUCACACAAAACCUCCUGGAGGUGGUCCCUGACAGCAUAGGCUCUCUGAAGCAGCUGUCCAUCUUGAAAGUGGACCAGAACCGACUGACCCACCUGAGCGACUCCAUAGGAGAGUGUGAGAACCUGACGGAGCUCGUGCUGACCGAGAACCUCUUACAGACUCUGCCUCGCUCGCUGGGCAAGCUGAAGAAGCUGACCAACCUGAAUGCGGACCGCAACCGGCUGGGCAGCGUGCCCGAUGAGCUGGGCGGCUGCGCCAGCCUCAACGUGCUCUCCCUCAGGGACAACCGUGUGGCCAAGCUGCCUGCUCAACUGGCCGACGCCACCGAGCUCCACGUGCUAGACGUGGCAGGGAACAGGUUACAGAACCUCCCGUUUGCCCUGGCCAACCUCAACCUGAAGGCCAUGUGGCUGGCAGAGAACCAGUCCCAGCCCAUGCUCAAGUUCCAGACGGAGGAUGAGGAGAACACCGGGGAGAAGGUGCUCACCUGCUACCUGCUACCCCAGCAGCCUUCCUCUAGCCUGGAGAACCUGCUCCAGAACAGUGUAGACGACAGCUGGACAGACAGCAAUCUGAACCGCGUGUCAGUCAUCCAGUUCCAGGAGGAGACCACCAAGCAGGAGGCGGAGGACGACGAGGCGGCCGCGGAGCGCAGGGGUCUCCAGCGGCGGGCGACACCACACCACAGUGAGCUGAAAGUGAUGAAGAAAGGGAUUGAGGAGAGGAGGAAUGAGGCCUACACUUCCAGAGCUGAUGGAGAGACGGAGUCCCCUGGUGCUGAGGAGAAGCGGCUGAGCGAUCUGUCCAAUCAGAGCCACGACUCUGCGGCGUCCAACAGCACGGCCUCGGCCAACUCCCACGAAGAGAGGCGGGGCCUGAUGACCACAGACCUGGUGGGUGGGCGUGGGCCCCAGGAGGAGGAGGAGCUAGAUGAGAUGGAGGUGGAGUACGUAGAGCCCACGGUGCACUUUGCAGAGGAGCCUGUGUACCGGGGUGGGGACGAGAAUGGUGACGAUGAGGAGGGCGAGGAUGGUGUCCCACACAGCUACGAAGAGGAACAACAGAGGCCCCAGUUCCCCACGGAGAAGCAGCGUCUGAUCAGGAAGGACACGCCGCACUACAAGAAGAACUUCAAGAUCACCAAGCUGCCAAAACCCGAGGCGGUGGCCGCGUUACUGCAGGGCUUCAGCCCCGACGCUCACCUGGCCCAACACCCCGCCUCGCACCACACUGCCCCUGAGGAGGAGGAGGAGGAGGAGGAGGAGGAGGAGGAGGAGGAAGGGGAGGAGUGUAUGGUAACUCCACAGCGCCACAACAGGAUAGAAGAGCCAGAGCUGGAGGAUAGGAGUCUGCUUCAUGCCAACUCCUCCCUGCAGCCGGUCAAGGGGGUGUCAUUUGAUCAAGUCAAUAAUCUGCUGAUUGAGCCUGCUCGAAUUGAGGAGGAAGAGCACAACCUGACCAUUCUACGGCAAACUGGGGGUCUGGGCAUCAGCAUAGCCGGAGGAAAGGGAUCCACACCCUACAAGGGGGAUGAUGAGGGCAUCUUCAUCUCCAGGGUGUCUGAGGACGGACCUGCGGCCCGGGCUGGGGUCAAAGUGGGAGACAAACUCCUCGAGGUGAACGGCGUGGCCCUCCAGGGGGCGGAGCACCACACGGCGGUGGAAGCCCUGCGCAGCUCGGGCACCGCCGUCUCCAUGAGCGUCAUCCGGGAGCACAUGGUGGAGCCGGAGAACGCCAUCACCACCACGCCGCUGAGGCCCGAGGACGACUACUUCCCCCGGGAGAGACGGGCCAGCGGGCUGCCCUUCUGCAUGGAGGCCAGCUCCCCCGCAGGCCCCCGACACAGGCGGUCUGCCUGCCUGGUCCGCAACGACAAGGGCCUGGGCUUCAGCAUCGCCGGGGGCAAGGGUUCCACAGCUUACCGCACGGGGGACUUGGGGAUCUACAUCUCCCGAAUCGCAGAGGGAGGGGCGGCCCACCGAGACAGCACGCUCCGCGUCGGGGACAGGGUCAUCACCAUCAAUGGUGUAGACAUGACAGAGGCCAGGCAUGACCAGGCAGUAGCGCUGCUUACCGGCACCUCCCCCACCAUCGCCCUCCUGGUGGAGCGCGACCAGGCCGAGCCGGGCACCGCAGGGGGCUCCCCGGGCCUGUCCCGCGCCCGCGCCCACUCCCCCCCGCCCCCAGAGACCUCCGACUCGCCCGAUCAGGAGGAGGGCAACGACGACUCGCCCCACGGGACCCACCUGAGCCGGCCGCUGCAGGACGAGUACCCCAUCGAGGAAGUGAUGUUGGUGAAGGCGGGCGGCCCUCUGGGACUGAGCAUCGUGGGAGGCAGCGACCAUGCCAGUCAUCCGUUCGGCAUCAGCGAGCCUGGUGUCUUCAUCUCGAAGGUGAUCCUGCAUGGCUUGGCGUGUCAGAGUGGGCUGCGGGUCGGGGACAGGAUACUGGAGGUGAACACCAUCGACCUGCGCCACGCCACCCACCAGGAGGCUGUUAAAGCCCUGCUCUCCAACAAACAGGAGAUCCGCAUGCUGGUGCGCAGAGACCCCUCACCGCCGGGGAUGCAGGAGAUAGUGAUCCAGAAGCAGACUGGAGAGAAGCUGGGCAUCAGCAUACGUGGCGGUGCCAAAGGCCACGCUGGCAACCCUUUCGACGCCACCGAUGAGGGCAUCUUCAUAUCCAAGGUGAGCUCCAGUGGUGCAGCGGCCAGAGACGGCCGUCUGCUGGUGGGCAUGCGGAUCCUGGAGGUGAGCAACCACAGCCUGCUGGGCAUGACCCACACGGAGGCCGUGCGCGUUCUCCGCGCCGUGGGAGACACACUGUUCAUGCUGGUGUGUGACGGCUUCGACCCAGGCAACGCUGCCGCCAUAGAGGCGUCGCCGGGCAUCAUUGCCAACCCCUUUGCGGCGGGCAUCGUGCGUAAGAACAGCAUGGAGAGCAUCUCCUCUAUAGACCGAGACCUGAGUCCUGAGGAGAUGGACAUCCUACAGAAGGAGGUGGAGGUAGCGCGAGAGACGUCCCAGUGGGAGAGAGAAGAGGUGAACCUGGGCACUGGACCUCUGAAUCUGGACUACCGGACGCUGGCCGCACUGCCCACCACCGCUCUGCAGAAGGUCAACAGGGCACCCUCCACUGAGCCCCCCAGGACAGACAGUCCCAUUAGAGAUGCCCCCUACUCACCUAGCACACAACCGGCAAGCAUUCAUUUCCCCCCCACUGCACUGCCUGCCAAGAAUAACUCGCCAUUGAGUCCCUAUGAGACGAGGCCGGGUUCCAUCCAGCCACUCUCCCGUGGUGGCGGGCGGCCAAGCACCUCGCCAGGCACUCCGGACGGGCACAGCAGAGACGGGCACAGCAGUCCCAACCCCUUCCAGCAUGGCCCCUCCCCCAUCAACUCCCAGACCUCUGACCUGUAUGGCCAGAGGAACAACGUCCACUCCAACCUGCCUUCUCCUUCUCCAGAGCCUGAGCUGAACAACGAGGUGUUUGAGGAUAAGGUAGAGGGGGACGGAGGACUAGGUGGAGGUCUGGCAGCCCCCGUCUCUCCCCGACCCUCCCUCUCCUCUGACCGUCGGGACUAUAUGAGUCUGGCAGCAGUGCCACGCCUCUCCAGAGCCUCAAUGGACAUGGUUGUAAAGACUCCAUCUCCUGGGGGCAGAGACAGCCCAGAGCAGCGCUCCUUCAGGGACAGACAGAAAUACUUUGAGAUCGACAUGAAGCAGCAGACGCCUGACAGCAAGCCCAAAGGCCGUGUGUCCCUGGUGGGAGCAGAUGACCUAAAGAAGAUGAGGGAGGAGGAAGAGAGGAGAUUCGAGCAGCGGGCGCGGGAGUACCUGAUGGAUGACGAUGAUGAGGAGGAGGACGACCUGGUGAAGCAGAUGGGAGUGUUGAAGGCCACGGGCAAGGUGUUGCUGGACGGGGUGGAGUACAAGGUGGAGCCUGUGGCCACGCCCCCCAGGCACUAUAACACGCCCCCCAGCUACAGCGCCACGCCCCCUAGCUACUGUGGCAGCUCAGGGGCCUCGUCAGUGGAUGGUAAAGGAGACUCCCAGAGGAAUUCCUUAGAGGAGAGCUUCAGGUUAGAUCAGCAGCGGCCCAACUCCAUGACUGGUCUGAUCCCAGUGUACCCUGGAGAGUCGGGGGCUCCCAUCCGGACGGCCAAGGCAGAGCGGAGGCAACAGGAGCGGCUGAGGAUGCAGAGUCCAGAGCUGGCCCCGGCCGGAGACAAGGACCUGUCCCCCGCCGAGAAACGGGCUCUGGAGGCCGAGAAGAGAGCCAUGUGGAGGGCAGCAAGGAUGAAGUCUCUGGAGCAGGAUGCUCUGAAGGCUCAGAUGGUCAUCGCUAAGUCUCGGGAGGGAAAGAAGCGUGGCACACUAGACCAGCUGGCCGAGUCACCCUCGCCCGCCCCCACGCCAUCCCCCACCCCUCUGGAAGAUUUCAGUCCCAGAGGAGUGACGUCACCAGGCAGACUGUCCCUGUCGGAAAAGAAGUUUGACUACCGACAGUUUGCUGCCAUUCCUUCUUCCAAACCCGUAUACGACAUCCAGUCCCCUGACAUGGUCGACGACUUUCAGUUCAUUGACGACGGCUCCAGUAACCCCGUGCCCGCUGAGGUGCCCACUGCCACCUCAACGCUGGAGGAGAUGGCCCUCUACAGAAACAAGCGCAAGCUGAGGCAGGGCCGCCGCAGCCUGGAGACCGCCGUGCCCACAUAACACCUCACACACACCUACCGCAGGAGAUUCGGGUGUGAUACACACACACACAGAGGUGGCGCUGGGUCACUAUACACUACACACACACACACACACACACACACAAGUUUGGGAGAUGCGUCCCAUGUAACCACUGCAGAGACUAUGAUGCUGAUAAUCAACAAACACACAUACCAUGUCAUGUCCUGCGUGCCAGUCUUGCCUUGACAGUCUGAGGAUGAGUUGGCAUGAACACAAGGCCCAACGUUCCCGAUACCAGGGAGGAGGAGGGCCUGUGAGGCUAGCAUUACGUUUCAGUUUUCCUUUUUAUUUGGGUUAUUUUUCUUCAGUUUGCGUUUUAGAAGCUGAAUUAUAUUAACAGGCGACUUAUGUUUUUAUUUUUGCGCCUCUGAUUUUUUGCAGUUUUAAAAGAAAAAUGUGUUCUGGAAGAGCAAUGGGGGGGGGAAAUGAAAUGUGUAGCUGUAAUACUAACUUUUCAGAUGCUAUUUUGGAGGUUUUCAGUGAAUAGAUUGUGAAAUGUCAGGGUUUUUAGCGGGCUUUAGGGAGGGGGAGUGUAUAUAUUGUAGGAGGUGGGAACAUACUGCUACCUUCACUGCCACGUGUGCAAUGCAUUUUAAACACUACGUACAUAUCUCGAUUGCACUGCCGCACUGCUUAGAAAACAUUUUAAUCUUUUUAAAUAAUUUAUUUUGCUUGUGUUUUAUUACUCUAAUCUAAACCCUCCCCUGUAAUACAUUGUUGUUAAUCCCUGUACAACCAAACAAUGGUGCGGUGCAUAGCUUUUUAUUUAUCCCUAAUGACAUCAAAGCAUAUGAUAUCAUAUUCAUAUUAUUCAUAAUAAUCUUAUGAGGCAACCGCCAUUCUUUUUUUCACAUUUUUUUUUUCAUUCUCAACUCGCUUUUUUGGGGGGGACAAUGAAUACAUUUGUUUUCACUUUGUUGCUGCACCGGCCUAAACCAGGUUCUGACUGAUGAAACGUCCCUAAUGUAGCAUGGUACAUGUACAGGCUGUCACAUACUCUUGUAGGGAAACGGAUCUCAGUACAGUUUGUGAUAUCAGUGGACCAGAGUAAAGGAGCUCCAACUGUCCUAGACCAGGUUUAUGAGAGUUUGUCAGAAUCCCAUUCUAGAGAAUGUAACUACACUGGAGAGACCAGCAGACAUGCAUAUAUUGACAGAAAUCUGAUGAGCCUCUAGUCCUAAUUCAAAAUGGCUGUCAAUUUGUGAACAUAAACUCAGUUUCAGCUUCAUCUCCAUUGACAUUAUACGGUACUUUCCCAGCCCUUUUUGGGAACAUAAUUUGUCAAUGUGAAUCUCACUCAUAUCUUUCAUAUCUGGAUGGUAUUCCAGAUUUGGCAGGUGAAGGUAGCAGGUGUUUGCUUAUUUUUGUAUCGGUCUUUGGUUAAUUUAAAUCUGACGCCACUGAAAAUCCUUUAUCAUUGUGUGAAUAAUGUACAAAAUACUAAAAGGAAAGCAAAACUUAACGGUCGGAACUGAGCCAGUCUACUAAGUCACGACCAAGCAAGUGUCUGGACUGGGGAGCUCUCUCUCUCACUCUUGCUCGCUCUCUCACUCUUGCUCUCUCUCUCUCUCGCUCUCUUUUUCUCUCGCUCUCUCUGCAUGUAUAUUGGCUUUACUGUGAGAACCUGUAGAGGCAGAAAACAUUUUGUUAAUCCCUCUUGAAAUCUCAUUCGACCAUCAUUCUCAAUCUGUCUUUUCUCUGCUUUACCUGCUGCUGUCAGUGGAUGUUAUCUGAUUGCAGCAUUGUUGGAGAAGUGCAUUUUAAUCAUAGCUUUCUGUGUAGCUCUCCCUGACUGAAAUUCAGUUAGGUUGAUAACAUUUGCAAUUGGCUGAUUUUCUUAGUAGGUAAAACUUUCCAGACAAUGGGAUUCACUACAUUUUUAAGGCAGAACUGUUUGAUCUUUUUUUUGGUUACUCUCUUCUUGAAUUCUCUUGGGGCUGUUGUUUUUCCAAAUGGGUCAGAGGAGAAGGGCAGAAGUGCUGGGGUCAAGAGUUAGAGCUCAUCCAAGACUGUAACUAGUGAAUUUGUACAACCAAAGAAGUCUAUUUUGUCGUUCAGGAACAAUAAAAUUUACUUUUCAUUUAACAAGCUGA
Messenger RNA from Salvelinus namaycush (lake trout), 8656 nucleotides. RefSeq names its product scribble planar cell polarity protein (gene scrib). Gene Ontology annotation, cellular component: postsynaptic membrane; adherens junction; postsynaptic density. The transcript has 42 exons. Gene Ontology annotation, biological process: neurotransmitter receptor transport, endosome to postsynaptic membrane; neurotransmitter receptor transport postsynaptic membrane to endosome. Gene Ontology annotation, molecular function: protein binding. The record is from RefSeq and is a predicted model, not a curated record. NCBI's taxonomy places the organism in Eukaryota, Metazoa, Chordata, Actinopteri, Salmoniformes, Salmonidae. The coding region runs from base 1077 to 6542 and encodes 1821 amino acids.